AGACAGAUAGCCGUGAUAACGAUGGCGCUUGCUCGUGCCGUCGCUCUUCGCUCCGACUGGCAGAUCCUUGACCUGUAGAGAUUGACCGUGAGUUAGGUUAAUUAGAAAUUCGAGUCGCAUUGCGAACGUAGUAGUGAAUAUACAGUUACGCAUGGAAACGGGAGAGCCCAUUGAGAGAACAGCAUCGUCAUAUCAGCCCACCUCCAGCUCGCCACAGAAAGCUCGCUCGCUCCGGGAACCCAGCUCACGCCAUGGAGACUGCAUCACCCCACGAAACAGCUGCCUCGCUCGUCGAGAUGCUCAACACCAAGGGACAAGGCGACUAUAUCGGCGAACCUAUCAGUCAGCUUGCACACAGUUUGCAAGCUGCGCACUUGGCCCGGACAAAUUCGGAUGACGAGGAGUUAAUCAUCGCUGCACUGCUUCACGACAUCGGCCAGUUCUUGCCAGCCGACGAAAUCAAGAGACUCGCGCACAAUGUCUGCGAGAUGGACGCACAAGGUGGCAGCGUAGGCAGGGUCGGGCACGAGCGUAUUGGUGAUGCAUACCUCGUGCGCCUGGGCUUCAGCCGUCGAGUGGGAGCCUUGGUUGCUUCUCAUGUUCCGGCGAAGCGGUAUCUCUGCGCGGUCGAUCCUGCGUACCAUGCCACAUUGUCCGAAGCAAGUCAGGCUUCAUUGCGUUAUCAGGGUGGCCCGAUGUCAGGCACUGAGCUGCAGGAGUGGGCUGGCAACCCAUGGUGUACUGAUAUGUGUCGGAUGAGGAAGUGGGAUGAUGCUGCGAAGGUGGUUGGCCUAGACGUGCCUCCAGCCGAGGCAUAUCUUGGCAUGAUAGAGCGUCAUCUGGCCAGGGAGAAUGUAGAGCAGUAAUUAGACAGUCCCAAUUGCAUAGCCUACUCCGAGGUUCUGAUACGCCAUAAUACCCACAGCAGCCUGUGCGAUGCGGACGCGAUUCGGCGAUACCGAGUUCUUAGCCAUCGCAUAUGACAUAUGGUCCAAUUCUCGGUCCUUGUUGUAUAGUGGCGCAAUGUUCUAUGGUACCUGUAGUUCUCUACUAUGGGUGGGAUGCAAGUUCAAAUCCAGCAGAAGAUUCAAGAGCAGGCACCCUUCGCAUUACCACUCUACACGAACAAGCUCGCCAUUGAGGCUUCCCAGUAACGAACGCAGUGCAAACAAAACUA
This is a messenger RNA of Baudoinia panamericana UAMH 10762, 1177 nucleotides long. RefSeq lists its product as uncharacterized. The record is from RefSeq and is a predicted model, not a curated record. The coding region runs from base 252 to 866 and encodes 204 amino acids. NCBI's taxonomy places the organism in Eukaryota, Fungi, Ascomycota, Dothideomycetes, Mycosphaerellales, Teratosphaeriaceae. The transcript has a single exon.